UACUAUCAUAAUCCACAUAAAGGUUACUGUAAAUCCCUUGCAUCAGCAAUUAUCAAAGAUCCAACAAGAGGCGCUUUACAAAGAGUAGAAAAAAUAGUGUUAAAAUUAAGCGACUUCGUAAACCCUGCAUUAGUGAUUAUGGUCAUUGAUGCAAUUAAAAAAAACAUACCAGAAAAAAGAGAAAUUAACAAAAUGUGGAAAUAUAAUGUUUCAAGCAGAAAAACAGAACAUCUUUUUUUAAAUAAGAUGCUUGAAAUAAUUUGUGUUUUUCUCGUAGGUCACUUAACCAUAACUUUUCCAUAUAAAGGCACCAUCAACGACAUCUUUGACCAUAUACAAAAAACCUUCGGCAUACACCUUGAUUUUCAUCAAAUACGAUACACAAAUGUUGUUGGUGAUCUUAUUGAUUUGAAAGGUGUGGAAGAUUGGAGGGUUGCUAAAUGGGAGGCUGUAAGAUGGCAUAAUGGAAGGAUGGUUUUACAAAUUGGAAAUUACAUGUAG
Molecule: messenger RNA, 501 nt
Organism: Dentiscutata erythropus
Lineage: Eukaryota; Fungi; Glomeromycota; Glomeromycetes; Diversisporales; Gigasporaceae
Source: the annotation of a GenBank genome assembly